UUCGACUGUAUGCAAUAGUGUAGACGUCAAAGGUAAACUCUGGAAGUAUGACGUCUUUUAAAAAAAUCUUUUUAUCCAAAAACCCGAAAUAUUUAGACAAAGUAUACAAUAGAAAUGACUACGAUAAAACGUUUGUAACUCCGAAGGCGAUUCUCCACUGGAGCGGCAUCAAGAUGACGCAUACAAUAACCGAAUUACAAGGCAAAUACUGGAGCGUCUACUACUGGUUCGAAUUCGUGAAUAUUUUCGCUGCAAUGUGUCUCGAGUUCUUAGGCAUGCUAGACACGGCGAGGGGCGGGACCUUUGACGACGCAGUCAAAAUAUUUCGUAUGAUGCCCUGCAAUGGAUACACUGUACUUUCCCUGAUAAAAUCCUUCAAUAUGGUACGAUACCGUCCAGUUUACGAGAAUCUAAUCGACGAGAUCGGUGGAAUGUGGCCCGACGGCGCGGUGGGAGAAGAAGAACACAAGAUCAUUAGUUCGGCACUCAAGCAAAUUAACUUCGUUGUUAAAGGAUAUUAUUACUGCAAUCACUAUUUGCUCGUGAGUUUCCUGUGCCCUCCAUUUUUUCAACGGAUCAAAGGUUUCUUGGGGCGGGAAUGGGAGAUGAUGUUGCACUUUUUCUACUGGCUACCUUUCAACCCUAACCAGCCGGUAUACUUUGAGAUCUUGUUGACAAUACAGACUUGGCAUGCGAUUAUUGUUAUUUGGCUGAACAUGUCCGGAGAUCUCCUGUUCUGUUUAUUCCUGAGUCACAUCACGACCCAGCUGGACUUACUCUCCGUCAGGAUCAAGAAGCUGGUGCUCGUCUCCGUAGAUCGGCAGCUGCCUGAUCAUUUUCCUCUGGGAAUGCUCAGUAAGGACACUGAGAGACUGAGCGCCGAGCAAGAGAUCAAGGAACAACAACAAGAACUGGCCGAGAUCGUCAAGCGGCACCACGCUCUGAUCAGGUUGUCAAAAGACGUUGAGGAUAUGUACAGCUUCUCGUUGCUGGUCAACUUCUUGAACAGUUCCAUUUUCAUCUGCUUCUGCGGAUUUUGCAGUGUCGUGGUGGAAAAAUGGAACGAAACGGCAUACAAGUCUUUCUUGCUGACAACACUGUCACAAAUCUGGUUCCUGUGUUGGUACGGGCAGAAACUUCUAGACUCUAGUGAAGGAGUAUCUGAUGCCCUUUACAAAUGUGGAUGGUACAACGCAUCGAAGAAAGUCAAAACCAGCAUAUUGAUAAUGCUGCACAGGUACAGUCAUACAUACGAUACGGCCGGACGCAAGCCCACUGAUCGACUUUCACACGUUGACCGGUACAUAUCUCCGCUACUUUUGACCCUUUACCUUGUACCACAAUUGGGACAACACCUAGAGAAGUAG
Molecule: messenger RNA, 1367 nt
Organism: Bombyx mandarina (wild silkworm)
Lineage: Eukaryota; Metazoa; Arthropoda; Insecta; Lepidoptera; Bombycidae
Product: odorant receptor 4
Biological process (GO): sensory perception of smell; detection of chemical stimulus involved in sensory perception of smell
Cellular component (GO): plasma membrane
Molecular function (GO): odorant binding; olfactory receptor activity
Source: RefSeq, a predicted model, not a curated record